AUGUCGCGACCGGAGCAUCUGGCACCGCCAGAAAUCUUCUACAAUGACACCGAGGCGGCCAAGUAUACGGCAAACACGCGAGUGCAGACCAUUCAAGCAGAGAUGACCGAGCGAGCGCUCGAACUGCUCAUGCUGCCAGAACAUCGUCGGCCCGCAUUGCUCCUCGACAUCGGGUGCGGUUCCGGUCUGUCGGGCGAAAUCAUCACCGAGCACGGUCACGAAUGGAUCGGGUUCGACAUUUCACCCUCGAUGCUGGAGGUGGCGCUCGAAAAGGAGACCGAGGGGGACCUGUUGCUUGCCGAUGCGGGCCAAGGGUGUGGCUUCCGCGCAGGCUCCUUCGACGGCGCCAUCAGCAUCUCCGUGCUGCAGUGGCUCUGCAAUGCCGAUGCCACGUCCCACAAUCCUGCGCAGAGGCUAGCAGGGUUCUUCACGACCCUGUACUCUAGCUUGAGCAGAGGCGCAAGAGCGGUGUUCCAAUUCUAUCCCGAGUCAGACGAUCAGGUCAAGUUCAUCAUGCAAUUCGCAACCAAAGCCGGCUUCGGCGGUGGAUUGGUGGUCGACUACCCGAAUUCGAGGAAAGCCAAGAAGUUCUACCUGGUGUUGUGGGUGGGUGGAGAGAUGCUGGAGGGUCCCAACGGCCAAAAGGGAAAGCAGGAGCUACCACAGGGGCUGACACACGAGCAUGAGGGAGAGGCAAAGGCAGGCGCGGUCAAAUUCGAAAAGAGGAGAUUGGAUAGGGAUAGGAAGGGCGGCAAGAAGGGCAAGCGCGGAGGAGGAGAGACGGCAAAGGAGUAUAUCGUCAGGAAGAAGGAGUUGAAUAGAAAGAGAGGGAAAGAGGAUGUGCCGCUGGAUAGCAGGUAUACAGGCAGGAGGAGGAAGGGCGGGUUCUGA
This is a messenger RNA of Kalmanozyma brasiliensis GHG001, 891 nucleotides long. RefSeq names its product Methyltransferase type 11. Gene Ontology annotation, cellular component: nucleolus. NCBI's taxonomy places the organism in Eukaryota, Fungi, Basidiomycota, Ustilaginomycetes, Ustilaginales. The coding region runs from base 1 to 891 and encodes 296 amino acids. Gene Ontology annotation, molecular function: rRNA (guanine) methyltransferase activity. The transcript is spliced from 2 exons. The record is from RefSeq and is a predicted model, not a curated record. Gene Ontology annotation, biological process: rRNA (guanine-N7)-methylation.